Molecule: messenger RNA, 711 nt
Organism: Halteromyces radiatus
Lineage: Eukaryota; Fungi; Mucoromycota; Mucoromycetes; Mucorales; Cunninghamellaceae
Product: nucleoside diphosphate kinase
Exons: 2
Coding region: 1-510 (169 amino acids)
Biological process (GO): UTP biosynthetic process; CTP biosynthetic process; GTP biosynthetic process
Molecular function (GO): nucleoside diphosphate kinase activity
Source: RefSeq, a predicted model, not a curated record
AUGAAAGAGGAGAAUAGCAACCAAGUUCGUUACGAUAUCUGUAAAGCUAUAGAAGGAUAUUCUCCAAUAACUCUGAGUUCUCUUUUGGAACGUACCUUGUGUUCAACCGAACAAACAAUCGCAGUUAUCAAACCGGAUGGAUUCAAUCAUGCAACAGCUAUCAAGUCUAUUCUUACAAAGCAGUAUGACUUUGUCAUUGUCAACAGUAAAGUCAGGACAUUGGAAAAAGGAACAGUAGAACGUUGGUACCAUGACAAACUGAAUCAAUCGUAUUUUCCUUCGUUACAACGCUAUCUCACUCGUGGUCCUGUGGAAAUCCUUUUACUUGAACGUGUGGAUGCUAUUCAUGGUCUUCGUUCCUUGGUGGGUCCUACUGAUCCUGAACGGGCGCGUCAACUCUCUCCUCAUUCUAUUAGGGCUUUGUUUGGUACCAAUGUACAAGAAAAUGCCGUGCAUGCAAGUGACUCUGAUGGUGCCGUUCUCCUGGAAAAGUCUUUAUUAUUAGAUUAGUAAAUCAACAUUUUUAGGGCGAAAUAGAUUAGUUUAUAGAUUGAAAAUUUUGAUACAUUCGAACAACAAAGGGUUUUUGACACAUCCAACUUUCUGAUGUCUCUUUUUAUGGUUGAUUGAUCUGUAAAAUAGAUAGUCUUAGUAGUAGUUUACUAUACCUAUGUCUUUAUAUCUUUAUUUAAUAAAAUCUUCUUCAGAUUC